This is a messenger RNA of Prunus persica (peach), 333 nucleotides long. Its product is annotated as glycine-rich cell wall structural protein 1.0-like. The transcript has 2 exons. NCBI's taxonomy places the organism in Eukaryota, Viridiplantae, Streptophyta, Magnoliopsida, Rosales, Rosaceae. The coding region runs from base 1 to 333 and encodes 110 amino acids. The record is from RefSeq and is a predicted model, not a curated record.
AUGGCGGUGUUGGUGAUGGCAAUGGCGGUGGCGAUGGUGGUUUGUGGGGGAGUAAGUGGUAGAGGAGGUAGGGGUGGUGGUGGUGGUGGUGGUGGCGGCGGUAGCAGUGAGGUGGUGGAGGAGGUGGGGGUGAUAGGUCAAUGUGGUGGAGGUGGUGACAGUGGAGUGAUGGUGAUAGUGAUGGCGGUAGUGGUGGUGACGGUGGGGCUAGUAGUGGGAGCGGCGGUGGGUGGUGGUGGAGGUGGCGGUGGUGGAGGUGACGACAAUGACUGUGGUGGUGGCGGCGGCGGCGACGGCUAUGGUGAUAAUAUAAGUGGUGAAAUCAUAUAUUGA